AUGUCGCAACACUCUCCAUCAUCCUACAAUGUGGGCUAUCCACCGCCCCAGCAAACCGCCGGACGCAAGCGCAGCCACCCAGACGACUUGCCGCACGAUCUUACCCCAACCUUAGAGCAACAGCUCAACCCGUACGCACAAGCAACGGGAAGCGUCUCACUACAGCACGCGACUCAGAGUUAUUCUAUUCAACAGUAUCCGCCGCCGCCACCGCCCGCUCCUCACUCCACUCUUCCUCCAACUCACCAUCACCAUCUACCAAGCACUCAUCGCAGUAAACGACACCACGCAAUGGAGGGCGCACCUCCCUCACCAUCUCAUCACCAUGGCCCUCCUAGCGUCGUAGGCCAAGAAGGAAUGCCGGCACCUGCACAACGACCCCGCGGCCCCAAACUUAAGUUCACCCCCGAAGACGACCAGUUACUCGUCGAUCUCAAGGAAAAGAAGAAUCUCACUUGGAAGCAAAUCGCAGACUUCUUUCCUGGCCGUAGCUCGGGUACUCUCCAGGUUCGCUACUGCACCAAGCUCAAAGCAAAGACGACGGUUUGGACGUCCGAGAUGGUUGACAAGCUUCGCAAUGCUAUGCAAGAGUACGAGAAUGACCGAUGGCGCAUCGUCUCGUCAAAGGUCGGUAGCGGGUUCUCGCCAAACGCGUGUAGAGACAAGGCCGAAGAGCUCCAGGCUAUGGAGCUUGCUCAACAAGAGGCACAAGAGGACGAACAUUCACAACUUCAACAACAGCAACAGCAGCAGCAGCAGCAACAACAACAACAGCAACCACAACCACCGCGCACAUACACCCCGUCGCAAAUGGGAACCGGCCCGAGUGAACCAGACGCAAGAUACCAUUGA
This is a messenger RNA of Bipolaris zeicola 26-R-13, 852 nucleotides long. RefSeq lists its product as uncharacterized. The coding region runs from base 1 to 852 and encodes 283 amino acids. Lineage: Eukaryota; Fungi; Ascomycota; Dothideomycetes; Pleosporales; Pleosporaceae. The record is from RefSeq and is a predicted model, not a curated record. The transcript has 2 exons.